AGUAGUUAUUUUGAAUAUUUGCAAGUAAAAUAGAAUGAGUAAAGUGAAAAAAUGAAAUCUGUGGAAUUUUUAUCGAUAGUUCUAGUGUCAUUUGGCUGUUUUGCUGGCACUACAGGAGAAUUUUGUGAUACAUUAAGUCCUGUUAAUUGCCUAAAUGAUACUAAUCAAGUGUUAUUAGCUAGUGUUCGAAGUAGCACGAUUUCAUGCUUCUUAUGUGACGGAAUAGAGUGCUUAAAUAUUGAAAUAGAGUCAACAGCUCAAGUUGAUUGUGAAUCGUCUUGUUAUAUUGGAAUAGACGAUAAUGGCCUCAUGACAAGAGGAUGUGCUAGUGAAUAUGGAGACACAAAAGGCUGUUCAAAAGAUGAAAAUUCAAUUAAUCAAUGUUUCACAUGCGACACCGAUUAUUGCAAUGCAAUUCUUUAUCCAAUAAGAGGAAGACUUCAAUGUCAUACAUGCCCCGAUCAGUUUUGUCAACCUUCAAAAGACGACGUGCAAUAUUGCUCGAGAUAUCAUCCGGAUGAGAAAUGUGUAACAAUUUAUUCACCCGAAGUAGAUGCUGUAGAGACGCGUGGGUGUAUAAGUGAGGUGGAUUCUUUAGAUGAAUGUAAAAAUAAUCGAAGUAAUUGCUUGACGUGUUCAAUUGACGAAUGUAAUAGCGAUACUUCAAUUGCUCAAACAUUUUCCUGUAUUGGAUGUAACACAAUUGACGAUCCAGAAUGUAUGAGUGAAAAUUUUAGAGCUACAAAGCGAUGCACAUCAAAUGAAUGUUUUACAAGACUGGCAGUUUCCGCAGCUGAUCAAUAUCUUGAAAGAGGAUGCUUAACAGACAUAACAGAAUGCAAUUACGGCAUCUGCGAAUCAUGUACUGGAACUAAUUGCAAUAAUGCCAUCUUUCCAAGAGAUAGGAUAUCAUGUAAAUUUUGUGUUGGCGAUUCCUGUUUGAAUGGACAAACUAAAGACAAAAUCUGCACCAACUAUAAUAAUAAUGAAGGAUGUAUAACAUUUUUCGGAACUAAUAAUGAAGUCAUUUACAGAGACUGUUACGAGGAUGUUCCGGUUGAAACUCAAUCAAUUUGUGAUGAUCCUAAUGAUAUCCAAUGUACAAAAUGUUCAGGCUCAUUAUGCAAUAACGCCGUUGAACGUCGUGGUAACAAGUGCUUCCAAUGUGAGGGAAUCGAUUGUUUUCAUCCCACAAUCGGUGAUAUUGUAGACUGCUUAUCAGAGUGCUUCAUCGGUGUUAAUGAAAACGGCGAGACCGUGAGAGGUUGUGCUAGUUAUCUCAAUCCCACUUCAUUAUGCGGUAAUAGCACUCCGAGUUGUAUAAAGUGCGAUGAUGAUCUAUGCAAUGGUAUAGUCUAUCCUGAGAAAAAUAGACUAUCAUGCCUGAGCUGCAGUGGUGAUGAUUGUUUAAAUAUUGACUCGUCGAAAUAUUGUGAAGUUUUGGGUACUCAUGAAGCUUGUGUUACAGUAUUCAACUCAUUAAAUCAAACAACUGAACGAGGAUGUCUAUCGACACUUUCAAGUGCUCAAUAUUGUACAAAUAAUCAAGCAAAUUGUAUUCAAUGUCAAUUUGAUAAUUGCAAUGUUCAAACGUCACUCGAACAAAAGAACUUUUGUGUCUCAUGCAAUUCCAAACUUGAUAGUACUUGCGUGACAAAUCCAAAAGAAUCUCAAACAAUUGGAUGCAAAGGCAAAUGCUAUAGUCGUUUUGCAACCAAUGAUAAUGAAAAUAUUGAACGAGGAUGUAGUGAUUCAAUCGGCACAUCAUGCUCAUCAGGCAGUUGCGUUGAGUGCGAAGGCGAGCGUUGUAAUUCAGUCAUUUUCCCAUCAAAUCGACUAUCGUGCUUUAAAUGUAUUGGAAGUGAUUGUGACGUUAGUGAUUUGGAAAUGAUAAAGGAACCGUGCUUGACUUAUCAUGCAAAUGACACUGCUUGUCUGACGAUAUUUAAUGAAGACUCAAAAGUCGUCUUUAAAGGAUGCCACAGCGACGUAAGCAAGGAAACUCAAACUUUAUGUUCCGACUCGAAUGACAUUUCAUGCACAAAAUGUAACGGAAGCAAUUGCAAUAUAGCGCGAGAAAGGCGCGGAACUAAAUGUAUUCAAUGUGUGGGACUUGACUGUCUUACUUCCGGAUAUCCGGCAAAUGUUGUUGACUGUCAAACAGGGAGUUGCUAUGUAGGUGUCGAUAACAAUGGUUUUACUCAUAAAGGUUGUGCAUCAAGCUACCAAAAUAUCAGUAACUGCUCAAUAAAUGUCGACACGGAAGCAUCAAAAACGUGUUUAAUUUGUGAUAAAGAUUUUUGCAAUGCAAUCGUAUUUCCACUUGAGAGUCGUCUUAUCUGUAUGGAUUGCUAUGGAACGGCAUGUGAUGAAGUUUCAAUUAAUGAAAAGUACUGUGAGCAACUGAGUCUAAACGAACGUUGUGUUUCGAUAUUUAAUACUGAGAAUGUAAUCGCUGAAAGAGGAUGCCUAUCCACCGUUCAAAAUUCAGCUGUAUGUAAUCAAAACAGCACGAACUGCCUAAAAUGCAAUACAAAUCGAUGCAAUACACAAAUAUCUAGAGAUGAAAUUUACUCUUGUGUAUCAUGCAAUUCAAAAACGGAUCCAACCUGUACAUCAAAUAAUACAUCACCAAAUACAAAAGCAUGCACAACAAAUCAGUGCUAUUCAAGAUUAAUUCCCGCAGAUAAUAACUGGAACUACAUAGAAAAGGGAUGUGUAUCGGAUUUGCCAAGCAGCAAUCCAGUUUGUACGAAUUGCACAACAUGUGAAGGUUCAUUAUGCAAUAAUAUUGUAUAUCCAACUAAUCUCAUUUCGUGUAGACAUUGUAGCGGUGCUGAUUGUAAAACAUCAACAGUUACCAAACGUUGUGCACUAUUUAAUCAGGAAAAACAAGCUUGCAUCACAAUAUUUGCUAACAGACAAGAUGUCAUUUAUCGUGGUUGCUACAGUGAUGCUGUAAUUGGUACUCAAGAAGUUUGUGAUGAUUCUUCAAAUAUCGCAUGCACAAAAUGCAGCUCAGGAAGUAACUGCAAUAUAGAUCAAACGAGAAGAGGAUUUAAGUGCUAUAAGUGUAGUGGACGAGAAUGCUUAGUUCCAAGUCAUCCAUCUGAUGUUAUCAAUUGCUUAUCAAAUUGCUAUGUCGGAUUAAACAGUUACGGCGAAAAUGUGCGUGGUUGCUAUGCUACAUACUCAAAUCAUACAUGUAGCAUAGAUGAAGAUAGUCAAUAUCAAUGUAUUUCAUGCCAAGAUGAUUUCUGUAAUGGAAUUACGUAUCCAGUUACUAAUCGUUUGUCAUGUCACAUAUGUCAUGAUUCAAACAAUUGUCAAACAGUAUCUGAUGACAAUAUCAAUUACUGUCCAAAUUAUGGUCAACAGGAGAAAUGUGUGUCAGUUUUUAAUGCUGAUAAUAAAGUUAUAGAACGCGGAUGUUCUUCUUCCUUAAACAACAACGUUUAUUGUAGUCAAAACUAUAAAAAUUGUAUAGAAUGUGGAACUGCUGGCUGCAAUAACAUAACAUCUGUCAGCUCUAAAAUGUGCGCCAUUUGUGACUCAGUCACUGAUAAAAAUUGUGUCUUAAAUCCAAGAGUUGUGCCUACUAAAUAUUGCGACAGAGGAUGUUACACGAGACUCAUAAACGGUGACUUGUACCGAGGAUGCUUAGAAGACUUAAAUAAUGGAACGUGUACCAGCGCUACGAACUGUGUAUCAUGUGCUGAUUUUGAUAAAUGCAAUGUCAUUAACUAUCCAAAUAACAGAAUGGAAUGUCUAACAUGCAACAACUCUACGGACUGUAUUAAUCCAACGAAAAUGUCUUGUGUAAGGCACCGAGAAAAUGAGACAUGUGUUACGAUAUUUAAUGGAUACCGAGUUGAUAAGAAAGGCUGCUUUGCUGAUCAAUCCACAACUGACCAAACUGUAUGUACUGCAAAUAAUAACACAUGUUUGACUUGCUCAACUAGCAAUUGUAACACGAAUAAUGUUAGAUCUGAUGAGAGGUGCAUCGUAUGUAAAUCCGAUAUUAAUCCACAAUGUGCACAGCAACCACAACAGUUGAUAUCAGAGCAAUGCUUGUUGCCAAGUGAUGGAGAGUGCUAUGCGAGAAUUUCAGAUGGCAGAACACUCAGGGGGUGUAAAGGAUCACUUACAGCUAUCGAUAUCAAUAAUUGCCGUAAUACUUCGGUUUUCGCAGAAUGUCAAAUUUCAUCUGGUGAUGGAUCAAAUAACAAAUUAAUUCCUUUAAAGAGACUUCAAUGUUACUAUUGUGACAGUACAAAGGAUGAACAUUGUGGUGAGGUCCAAACAUCAAAUAAUACACUUCCAUGCAAGAGUUAUAACAGUCCAGAAAAUUGUAUCAAAAUAUCGUACUCAGAUGGCAGAGUUGUACGAGGAUGCUUGGCAGAUUUCAGCUCGGAUACUUGCUCUUAUGGACAUUGUGAAACCUGUCCAUCAGAUAGAAUAGCAGAUGGUUGUAACUUUAGUUUUGCUAGCAGAAUAUCUGUUUCUAUCGUUCUGUUUGCUCUAUCGAUUUUGUUAUUUUUAAUGGUGAAAUAAAACAAGAAUAAUGUGCUUGUUAAUAUGGCGGGACGUGUAAUUUUUUUAUGGAAAUAAAACAUGCUUUCAAUUAAA
Chironomus riparius is the source of this 4629-nucleotide messenger RNA. The record is from the annotation of a GenBank genome assembly. Lineage: Eukaryota; Metazoa; Arthropoda; Insecta; Diptera; Chironomidae.